AUUUUUAUUAUCAAUUUGAUGUUCAUUUCUUUCAAAUUUCAAUUCCCCAGCUCAAAAUGUAACUCAAAAUAUCCUCUUUUGCUGUAAUUCACUCACUCACUAACCCUUUUGACAUUCUCAAGAAAUUCAGCAAUUUCUUGAUUUUCCUCUCAUUUAACGGAAGGGGAAAGAUGAAUAAGGAUGUUGAUGAGGAUGGGAGGUGCAGGAGAAGAGGCACACCGAAAUGGAGGUGUGGUGAAAGAGCUUUGAAGGGCGAGCGCUAUUGUGAGAAGCACUUUGCGUAUAUUGAGCAGUGGAAGGAGAAAAUGAGGUUGAGGAAGAGGAGGAGUGAAAAUGGGAGUGGAAGUGAAGUGGGUUUGGAGGGAAAGAAGCAAAAGAAGGAGGAGGAGGAUGGGACUGAAGAAGAGAGUGCUGUGAAAAAUGAUGGUGAUUUGAGUGUGGGAAAUGAGUGUUUGGGUUUUGGUGGUGAUGAAAUUCAAGGGUUGUUUGGGGAUGAAGCUGAUAGUGCUCUGUGUUGGUUUGGGGAAGAAGGGAAUGGUGGCCAAAGUUUGGAGCUUUUUGCUGGUGAUGAGGUAAAUCAGGGGAAUGGAGUGUGUUUGGGUGAAGCUUCAUGUAGAUUUGCUGGUGGUGGCGAGGUUCUUGGUGGGAAUGGUGAAGAAAUUGGUGCAAGUAAUAAUGAUGACCAACUUGAUAUCAAGGGCUUUGAGUCAUGUGAGGAUGAAGCUGAAAUUGGUGGUGGGGGUUUUGAUUGUAAGAUGAUUGAGGGCUUGUUUGAUGAAGUGAGUGGUGGUAUUGAGGGUUUUGGGUCUGGUGAUAAAGAAAUUGAGAGUCUUUUUACUGAAGUGAAUGGUGGUGAUGAUGGAAAUCUGGGUAUGAAUUUGUUUAAUGAAGGGUUUGGUUUUGGAAGUCAGUGUUGGUGUGGGAAACCUGCAUGUGUUAGUCUUGAUGGUGUUGGAAUUCAGGGCCUGUUUGGUGAAUUAUCAUUUGGAAAUGGAGGUGAAACUCCUUGCAUAGAAGAAACUCAAGAUGGGUGUCAACCUGUAAAUGGAGUUGCAAAUGGUGCUGAGAAUGAAAUGCUAAAGAUAAAGCAAAAGCGUGGUCGGCCUAAGGGUUCUAAAAACAAGACUAAAGUUCCUGCUGCUCAAGAAUGUAUUGAAGGGGUGAGUAAAGCUGAUGGUGAUCCUAAGAGUGAUGAGCUCGUGAGCCCGAAGAAGAAACUUGGUCGGCCAAUUGGCUCAAAGAAUAAGAUAAAAAAAAUUCUUGAAGGUCAAAAUCAAGAAAUGCCUGAUCAAAUUUUGAGUGGUAAUAAUGGUGGUGAUAAAAUUGAUAUGACACCAAAGAAUGAGGGGAACAAUGUUGGAGUUGUAGAAGUUAAGGUUAUGACAGGUGAAGUCACUGUUGUUAAUGAAGGUAGUCAUGUGAUUGUCCAGACAAUGCCUACGGCUCCGCGUGGCCGGCCAAGGGGUUCCAAGAAUAAGAAAAUGAUAUUUUCAGGUGAAGAUCUGGGAAUGCUUAGUGAAAUCAUCGGCAGUAAUGGUGGUGAAGAAGAUAGGGGAAAGCAUUAUGAAGCAGAGGGUUCCAAGAAUCAGAAGCAAGAUCUUGUUGAUAGUAAUCUAGAAAUGCCUGCUGAGGAUAAGAAGAAAAUUAUUGGUGUUGAAGAAAUUAUUGAGCAGCCUUCCAGAGGGGAUGAGAUUGUGCAGUCAAAGAAUAAGAGAGGAAGGCCGAAGGGCUCAAAAACCAAGAAAAAAAGCUCCACAGGUGAAGAAAGUCACAGAGUGAAUGAUUGUAGGGAUGAGAGGCAAAAUGGUAAGCGAGGCCGACCAAAGGGUGCUAAGAAUAAGAGAACACUUCUUUUUGGCGAAGCUUUGAAUAAGAUUUUAGUGCAGAAUAAUCAAAAGCAGAUGCCUCUUGUUAAGAUAGAAGACAAAAAAGAAAAAGAUUUGAAAAUGGAGACGGAUGUUCUGAUUGGAGAUGGAGCGGAUGUCAACCAUUUGGAAACAAAAUCAUUGAUGUUAACUAAUGAUUCUGGCAAUGCUCAAAAGCGGCCCAGAGGAAGGCCAAGGAAGGUCUGCAACCAAUCAGAAAACUCGGAAUCAAUAGCUGCUGGGAGCUGCAACAUGGAGCUGAGAAGUUUGAUGUGCCACCAAUGUUUGAGGAGUGAUAGAAAUGGUGUUGUCAUUUGUUCCAGUUGCAAAAGGAAACGCUAUUGCUAUCAGUGUGUUGCAAAAUGGUACCCUGAGAAAACAAGAGAGGACAUAGAGCUUGCAUGUCCGUUUUGCCGGGGAAAUUGCAAUUGCAGAGUGUGCCUUAAGGAAGAUUUGGCAGUGGUGGCUGAAUGCAAAGAAGCCGAUACAAAUGUCGAAUUGGAAAGGUUGCUAUACUUGUUAAAUAAAACUCUGCCUCUCCUGAGGCACAUCCAACAGGAGCAGAGCAUUGAAUUGGGAAUAGAAGCCAAAAUUCGUGGCAUGCGAUUGACAGAGGACGACAUAAUGAGAUCGAUUCUGGACGAUGAUGACAGGGUAUAUUGUGACAAUUGCAGCACGUCUAUUGUUAAUUUCCACAGAAGCUGCCCCAAUCCUGAUUGUUCUUAUGAUCUCUGCCUCACUUGCUGUGGAGAAAUAAGGAAAGGUUUUCAACAGGGACAUAUUGAAGAAGAACUUUCUGAAAAGCAGUUAGCCGAAAAAGCAAAUGGUCAGGUUACAGAUUUUGACAGCCAGAUUUCUGCAGACAAGAUAGCUAAGACGUCAUGCAACUUUCCUGAUUGGAGAGCUGAGGCUGAUGGUAGAAUUCCUUGUCCUCCCAAAGCACAUGGAGGUUGUGGUACUCAGAUACUUGCACUAAGACACAUCUUUGAUGCUAAUUAUAUUGAAAAACUGAUUAAGACUGCGGAGGACCUGACUAUCAAUUAUAAGCCACUGGAUAUUGUUUCUCAAGGAUGUUCUUUGUGCAAUCAUGUAUAUUCUGCUGAAGAUGGAGUAAAAACUUUUGAAGUUAGGCAGGCAGCUUAUAGGGACAACAGUCAGGAUAAUUAUCUAUACUGCCCAAAUGGUACUCUAUUGGGAAACAAUGAAAUCGAGCAUUUUCAAAUGCAUUGGAUGAGAGGUGAACCUGUGAUAGUUACAAAUGUGCUUGAAAAGACUUCUGGUCUUAGUUGGGACCCAAUGGUCAUGUGGAGGGCUUUUCGAGGGGCAGAAAAGAUUUUAAAAGAGGAGGCUCAUAAGGUUAAAGCCGUUGAUUGUUUUGAUUGGUGUGAGGUUGAAAUCAAUAUUUUCCAGUUCUUUAAGGGCUACUUAGAAGGUCGAAGAUAUAGGAAUGGUUGGCCAGAAAUGUUGAAGUUGAAAGAUUGGCCUGCAUCAAAUUCAUUUGAAGAGUGUUUGCCAAGGCAUGGUGCUGAAUUUAUGGCUAUGCUUCCAUUUGCUGAUUAUACCCAUCCAAAAUCUGGUGUUCUGAAUCUUGCUACAAAGCUUCCUUCUGUUCUGAAGCCAGACUUGGGACCCAAAACAUACAUUGCUUAUGGGUCUUUAGAAGAACUUGGUAGGGGUGAUUCAGUGACAAAACUACAUUGUGAUAUUUCUGAUGCGGUCAAUAUACUGACUCACACAGCUGAAGUGAAAAUUCCCCAAUGGCAAAAGAAAAUCAUAAAAAAGAUACAGAAGAAAUACAAUGAUGAAGAUCUGUGCAAGCUUUAUGGUACGGUAAAAAAGGCAUCAGGUAAAGUUGGAAGGAAGCGGCCAAAAAAACAGAAGUCAAAUACAAAUUUGAAUGAACAAACUGGAUCUUGCAAAUGCAUACAUUUUCAGAAGAGAGAUUUCUCCUCAGAUGAGAAAUCUUCUCCUGCCUCGAAAGAGUCUUCUUGUUCCAUAUGCAAGAAUGUGGAUGGGAGAAAUCUCCUGUUGCAGGAUGAGACAAGUUCCAGUCACAGCCAUCUUCAUGAUCCCUAUGCUCAGAAUGAAAUGAUUGAAAGUGAUUCAGAUCAUCAAGAACAUGUUCAAUCUUCUGGAUUCAUGGUCACGAGUAAGCUUAUAAAGGGGAAAGAUGGCUCUGAGGUGACAUUCUCCGGCAACUGUGGAGAUCAAGGUACAAGGCCAGAUCAAGCUGAGAUGAAUGCAACUCCCAACUGUUUUGCUAAAAGCAUGGAUGCUGCUGGGGGUAAUCUAUCCUUGCCAAAUGGGGUUGAUGCUGGGCAGAGCUACCCUAGAGUUGAAGAAUUUCAUUCUGGUCUUGUAAUCAAUGGUAAUCAGGAAACAAUUAAGAGAAGUAUGUGUAAUCAAGACUGUCAUCCUUCUAAUAUGGCCGGGGAAACUGAACCUGCCAAUUGUAUAGAUUCUAUGGAGGCAACGUGUUUUGGCGAUGGAGUUAAUUGUUCAGGAUCAGUCGCUCCAGGUAUAAAUGCAAAUAGAGAUUCUGUCGAAGACAAUUACACUUCUGAGGUUGUAUAUGGUGGUGCUGUUUGGGACAUUUUUCGUAGGCAAGAUGUGCCCGAUCUAAUUAAGUACUUACAGAAGCAUCAGAAAGAAUUCCGUCACAUCGAUAAUCUUCCUGUGAAUUCUGUUAUUCACCCCAUCCAUGACCAGACCCUAUAUCUUAAUGAGAGACAUAAAAGACAGCUGAAGGAGGAGUUCAAUGUUGAACCUUGGACAUUUGAGCAACACCUUGGUGAAGCCGUUUUCAUUCCUGCAGGAUGCCCACAUCAAGUAAGAAAUAGACAGUCCUGCAUUAAAGUUGCCCUUGACUUUGUAUCUCCUGACAACGUUCAACAAUGCAUUCGGUUGACAGAAGAGUUCCGUCUGCUUCCUAAAGGUCAUAGAGCUAAGGAGGACAAACUAGAGGUGAAGAAGAUGACGCUUUAUGCUGUAAGUGCUGCUGUUACUGAAGCUGAAAGUCUGGCUUAUAAACUCGAGUAAGAUUGGUUCAAUCCCUGCCCUCAUUACUGUCUGUCAACAAUUUCAAUUCCCUUGUUAAAGAGUCAUGUGUUUGAAAGGUCGAUUUUAACAUAGGAAUCAAAUUUCUAGAUAAAGUGUAUUCCUUACAAUAGCAACAUCUGCACUUUUAUUUACUUUCUAAUUUUCAUUUUAAAGGCUCCCAGCGAUGUUUCAAAAGGUAACCUCUAGAAUUAGCUUAGAGGGUAUGCAUCUUAAUCGUCAUUAAGGUCAUUUAAUUUCCAUUACAAUUAUUAUUUUCAUGAUAUGGUGCCCAAGUUCUGGUAGCAUUGUUACAAUGAUCGGAGAAUCUUACUCAAGUUUUGGUCUUCUUUAUUACUGUCAUUAUUAUAGUUUACUCAAAUGGUAAGGUUGGAGUUUGUUACAUGGCAACAGUUCUCUUCAUACAUAGAACGCACCGAAUCGAUGUUUAAUUAUUCUUAGUCAUAUUGCAGUUCAUCAAAAGGAGACAAGCAAGCCUAGAAGCAGCCAUUUUAACAGAAGCUACUGGUGGUAAAUUUGUCGCCACCGUGAACAAUUACUGGUGAUCAGCAGUUUUGGGUUAAUUCAGUCCAGGUUAUUAUUCAACUGUAUCUCUUAACUAAUGAUUUUCUAGGACUCUGAUAGAGCUUCUGCUUCUUUGUACAGAGCAGUUUUUUUGUAAAUCAGAAGAGUCUAAAUAUGAGCUUGUUCUAUAGCAUUUUAUUUGUAUUAUUGACAGAAGGUAAUAUGCAAGCCCAAGCUCAUUAAUGAUUUUGAAAACCAUCUUAAUAACAUUUCCAUUUUUUAUUCC
Molecule: messenger RNA, 5712 nt
Organism: Pistacia vera
Lineage: Eukaryota; Viridiplantae; Streptophyta; Magnoliopsida; Sapindales; Anacardiaceae
Exons: 12
Coding region: 171-4904 (1577 amino acids)
Biological process (GO): regulation of transcription by RNA polymerase II
Cellular component (GO): chromatin; histone deacetylase complex
Molecular function (GO): transcription coregulator activity; chromatin DNA binding; histone H3K9 demethylase activity
Source: RefSeq, a predicted model, not a curated record